Molecule: messenger RNA, 2884 nt
Organism: Oenanthe melanoleuca
Lineage: Eukaryota; Metazoa; Chordata; Aves; Passeriformes; Muscicapidae
Gene: ORC5
Product: origin recognition complex subunit 5
Exons: 15
Coding region: 804-2147 (447 amino acids)
Biological process (GO): DNA replication; DNA replication initiation
Cellular component (GO): nuclear origin of replication recognition complex; nucleus
Molecular function (GO): DNA replication origin binding
Source: RefSeq, a predicted model, not a curated record
AUUACUUCAGACUAAUUUUCUUCAUAUCUAACUGUAGUCACUGUUGUGUGUGAUGUGAUUACUUUCAACUAGCUGUAAUACAAGUACUGAAUUGCUUAUAUCGUCAGGGAUGUAGUUUUUUUCUCAUUGAUUCCACUUAUUUUUCUACAUAUAAUAAUUCUGCAAUGCCAGAUUUUACCUCAGAAAACACUGAAGGCAAAGUAUAAAAAUAAAAAAUACCCCAGUAGCUCUCUUGUUACUGCAAUCCACUACUGCAUUUUUCCUUCAGAAGUUUGUUUUCCCUUUACCUUACUAUUUCUGAUUUCCUUCUGAUAACCUUUUUCCCUCUGCUGUUGUGCUUAUAACCAGCAUAAUAUAUUUGUCUGUAAAUACUUACAUGCAAAAUAGUUGAGAGUGCUUUGUUGGUUAUCUUUGUCUUGAUAACAUACAGAUAAUCCUGUCAGUUGAUGAGGUAUCUUUAUUGCCUUAAUGUAAUUUCCAGACUUUCUUUUUGAUUGUCCUGUUCUGUUUGACAAAGUCAGAAUCCAGCUGUUGAGGUUAUUUCAGUUGUCUCUCUGUGUGUUGUCUCUGUCACAACAGGUAAAAAUACCAUCUUUCCAGCAGUUCUAGAAGUGCAGACAAAGAAUAUUUUUGACUGAGGUGUUUUACUAUAUUGUCAGUAAAAUCCAGCCUUUCCAGUGUUCCAGCAAUCCAGACCUUUGUUUUUCCUUGUCUCGUCCUUGUCUAAAAGAUUGCUUUAUUUCUUGUCUCUGCACCUCAAAGGGGACACACAUGUUUAGGUGACUAACCACAGGAAUAUCAAAAUGCCUAGUCUUGAACAUCCAGCAUACCCAGCAGCUGACCUGCUUCGCUUGGAGAGUUUGGUGCCUUGUCGAGAGUCCCAGGUGUCCACGUUGCUGUCAAUCUUUGGCGAGCGUCAGCACUUUAGUUUUCCAUCCAUCUUUAUCUAUGGACAUACAUCUAGUGGAAAGACUUAUGUGAUGCAAACUCUUCUAACUACCUUACAGCUUCCUCAUGUGUUUGUGAACUGUGUGGAAUACUUUACGUCACGACUUCUUCUAGAAGAAAUUCUCAUCCAGUUGCAAAGCUGUUCUUCUGGCACAGAGCAGACUUCUCCUGUGCAUUGUGAUACUUUGAAUGACUUUGUUCGUCUGUUUAAACAAGCUGUGGUCAGUCAGGAGCUUCAGGAUCAAACAAUAUACAUUGUUCUGGAUAGAGCAGAACAGCUGAGGGAAAUGGAAGCAAACAUCCUGCCAGCAUUUCUUCGGCUUCAAGAGUUGACUGACAGAAAUGUGACAGUUGUUCUGCUCAGUGAAAUAGUGUGGGAGCUGUUCCGUCCAAACGUUGGGUGCUUUGAGCCAUUCACCAUGUAUUUUCCAGAUUACAGCAUAGGACAUCUGCAGAAGAUCCUGUCUCAGAAUCAUCCCCCAGAAUAUUCUGCAGAUUUCUAUGCUGCAUAUAUCAAUAUUUUGCUUGGUGUCUUCUACAUGGUCUGUAGGGACCUGAAAGAACUUCGGCAUCUGGCAGCGCUCAAUUUUGCUAAAUACUGUGAACCAGUGGUCAGAGGGGAAGCAAAUGAACGCGACACCCGCAAACUCUGGAAAAAUAUUGAACCUCAUUUGAAGAAGGCAAUGCAAACUGUUUAUCUCCGGGAAAUAUCCAGCUCACAGUGGGAGCGUUUGCAGCAUGAUGGUGGAGAGCCUGGGCAAUUGAAAGGACUUUCUGCACAUACCCAUGUGGAACUUCCUUAUUACUCCAAAUUUCUUCUAAUAGCUGCUUACCUUGCCUCCUACAAUCCUGUUAGGACAGAUAAGAGAUUCUUUCUUAAGCAUCAUGGGAAAAUUAGAAAGACCAACUUCAUGAAGAAGCAUGAGAAGACCAGCAAUCACCUACUUGGGCCAAAGCCAUUUCCCCUGGACAGAUUGUUAGCAAUAUUAUAUAGUAUUGUGGACAACAGAGUUGCUCCUACUGCAAAUAUAUUUUCCCAGAUCACCUCUCUCGUGACACUGCAGCUGUUGUCCUUGGUUGGCCAGAAUGACCAGCUUGAUGGACCUCGAUACAAAUGUACUGUGUCUCUGGACUUCAUCAGAGCUAUUGCCCGGACCGUGAACUUCGACAUAAUAAAGUACUUGUACGAUUUCUUGUGAAAACAAGCUUCACAGCCAUAUGGACACUGUGACAAUGACUAAGGAAGGCAAGCUGUGUUCAUCUCUCUACUUAGCUGGCCAGAAAGAAGAGUAUUUUGGCUCUUUUGGAUUUGUCCAAACAGGUGCUGGCCCAGCAUGGAACCUGAUGAAAAUACUCUGAUUGGUCUGGGUGGAUCUGAGCAGAGGACUAUUUACCAGGGACCCUGGAGUAUUUGGAAGCAAUGUGUUAAUUAUAAACAGCAGGGUUUGAGCACAAUCUGUUCUACUCUUAAUGAUGUUAUCUUAACACUGAAAUUGCCUGAAACCCAUUUACUUAGGACUGCAUUUUGCUCUAUGAACUCUCCCCAGUGCUUUGAACAUGGCAGCAGCCGUUGUUUGUAUGCCCAGUCUUUUCACUUCCUCUCCACAGGAAUCUUUGCAAUUGCCUGCCAAAGCAGCUUUUCCUGAGGCCACCAUUUUAGGAGAGCAGAGUAGCAAAGUAUAAUAAACAUAAGAACAUAUUUAAAAACCAAGCUGGUACAAAUUCUUCUUUCUCUUCAGUAGUAUGUAGGCAGAUUGUUACCCUGUUACAUGGAGAUCACGAUGAUAGGAAAUUCCCAGUUAGUCACCAUACUGUCUUUUCCAGACCAUUCAUAAAUGUCGACUAUGAAUGUAUUUUUACAAAGCUCUGUUUUAAAAAAGUAAUUGAUUAUUAAAGUUCUAUCCCUGUGUCAAACUUGAAAUGUUUUAUUUUUGCU